This is a messenger RNA of Marchantia polymorpha subsp. ruderalis, 3522 nucleotides long. The record is from the annotation of a GenBank genome assembly. Lineage: Eukaryota; Viridiplantae; Streptophyta; Marchantiopsida; Marchantiales; Marchantiaceae.
GCCAAAGCAGGCAGUCUCUCAGGCGCGCAGGCCACCAGGGGCCGCAGGGGCCGUCAGUCCGGCAGGCAGGGGCCGCAGCGAGGGGUUUGCCAAAUUCCAUGCUCGAAAGCCCCCAAGGAUCGAAAGGCGAAGGAAAGGCGGUGCGGGUGGUGGUGGUGGAGUAUCGGACGAGUGUACUGUACCCGUCGUCGUCGUAGAGCCAUUUCUGUCUGAGACUUGUGGCAGUGGGGGGCGUCAGCGACCACUUUCGAGACUAUUUCGUACCGGACGUGAAUUUGAUUCAUGUUGGGUUUGUUUCUCCAAAUCAUUCCCCUCUCUUUUGUUUUCAGGUGAACACCCUAUCCAGGUUAGAGUUAGGUAGCCGGUCAACGAAUAAUCAGCCGUAAGCCGAGGGGUGGUUGGGGCGAGAAAAGUAUUGGCAAAUAUGCGCUAGUGGCCACUGGACAGUCGGCCCGCCCGCGAUCGAGCUCUUUGCGCCUCUUCUCCGCCAGUCCCGAGUUGCAGUUGACAGUCCGAAUCGCCUCCCUCGCUCCCUCGCUCCGGUUCUCGAAUUUUAAAAUGCCGCCUUCUUCGCAUUUCUCUCCUGUAAAAAAUGAUUAUAAUGUCUUCCGGGGCGAAGCUUGGCAUCAGGUAUAAGGUAGAGUCGUGCAUGGCGGUGCAGCCGUCGAGUGGGGAAGGAAAGUAUUAUUCGGGAUCUUUGUCCGGCAAAUCUCGGGUGGAAUGUCUGGGAUGUGAGAUUCGGCUGCUGCUCCUCGAAACAUCGCCGAUCGAUCCAUCGAUCCAUCGAUCCAUCGACUGUCGAUUGCGGAUUACCGACCCACGAAGCGUUUCAGAUUAGCGCCUCGAUUGCGGUUAACGAUGGCAUCUUACGGUGGACGGAUGGGAGCCAAAUGACGAGGGAGGGAGUACAACUUGAAUAGUUUCACGCGCUCUUUUCAGAUCCCACUCUGCCGAAUGGAUGCUCGCGGUCUCCCCCCUACUGGUCACGACGACAUUGUUCUUGUCUUCCGUCUGUCUCAUCGCAGCCAUAGCUACGCGCCACACGAACGAGGUGCUCGGAUUACUACGUGGGAAAUGGUCACGCCGUAGGCAUGAUAUCAUCAUGCGCUCACUUCACUGCCUGAGCUACGGUCGUUCUCCGCUGUUGGAGUACUUCCUGAACACAAGUCCCCACAUUCCUGUUGAAAUCAGCCUAAGGCGACAGGACGUCGACAUUCUGCAACAUUCAAUGUCGGUACGUCGGCCAGAGAAAGUAAAUCUCGCUGCAGGUCUUGCUCACUCUCCCUUCGGUUUGCAAAUGCGUUGUGAUGUAAAAUCCGCCCCAUGAGACCUUUGCGGUAAAAUAUUCGUCUCUCGUCCGACACUGGGGUCCUCCAACGAACUGACUCUCGACCAGUACGGGAAUCGAUCGAGUUGAGCGUCGAGGAAGGGUGAGGGGCGAGGGUGGAGGGGGGUCAAAUGAGGCCCGAGUGAUUUCGAAUCGAGUGUGUCUUUGUUCAGACAGCCACUGCAAAUGUCCGUUGCUCAAAAGGGCAAUUCCUAUAAAUGUACAAUACCGACCGCAGAUGGUACUCGGUCUUGUCCGAAGCAUCUCCCGAGCAAUGAGCCAUUAACACCUCAGCGAUCCGAACGUCCGCCUGUCGAUGGCCUAGGGCGGUACUCCUCGCACCGAAUAUCUCUCUCCAUCUCGGCUCUGGCAGGCUCUGGCAGAGCUGCGAGGGACGGAGAGAGGGAGGGAGGGAGGUAGCUCGCUCUUCUUCGCCGGGGCUCGUGUCCUUGGGUGGCGCUCCCGUGACAUGGGUUUCCGGAACAUAAUGACUCUGUCCGGACGAGUGGGAGAGUAAAGAGCCGAGCAGAUGUGAGAGAGCGAGCGAGGGAGGGAGGGAGGGAGGAGGCGGUGGGCGCAAUUUGGGAGGGUACAAGUUUCCUUCACAUGUGACAAACUUAUCUGUAGAGAUCGUAGAGAAUGAUUAAAUCCGACUCGACAGAUCUUAUCAUGAGCUCGGUGUAUGGACUCCGUAGCUCGAGUGCUACGCCUCCGACCGAUGUAGGGAGGCUACGCUCGCGUCCGAGUUUUGAUUAUGUGGACUCCACGGCAGUCGGCACCCGUCUUCUUUCUGCUCGAAAAAGCAUAAAGUUUCAUGAACGUAAGAAGUAUAUCGUUAACGGAUUUCGAGUGACUUCGGAUUUGGUGAAGUUGUAGACCAGAUGACCACAGACGUACACCAAUUUGCUCGAAGGUGCCCAAAAGGCAAGUACAGGUUAUGCAACUGAAUCUACAGUGCUAGAGAUUUUGGUGGAGCAUCUGGAAGGCUGCAAAGUUGUCAAAUGACGAGGUACAGAUUCAUACCCGAGAAUUGGUGUCGAGAGUAGUUGUCUGAGAUACGGUUGUACAACUUUAGCCAGAUUCCAAUCAGCUUCGGCUUCUCAGUGGCACUAUUAAAGAACUCGGUGAAGUACAUUUCCACUUUUUCCGGAAGCAGUAGUAAUCGAAUCGAGAGGACGACCUCCCUCCCUCUCUCCCUCUCUCUCUCUACCUCUACGUGGAGAGUAAUCUGUUGGAAUGGCAAAGGCGGCUUGGGCUUAGCCUGGGUCAGCAGAAGGCCGUCGUCGUCGCCGUCGCCCUGCGAGGAAACGAGGUACCGGAAGUAUUUGUUCAAGAUGGCACGAUGAUUGAAGAGAUAUGAGCGGUGUCGUGUCGGGCUUCGGUGGCAAGCGAGAAAGAGAAUGGUUGUAAUGUUGCAUGAGUAACAGUAAUGAUAGCAAUGGGCUAUGCGGCACGAACCUUUAUCUCCGACGACUUUUGGGCGGUAUGAGAUUUUGGCUUUCUCGGCUACAUCCUUGGCAAGCCUGACAGCGUGGUGGACCAUGAGACAACCCAAAAAGCGAAGCAGGUGGUGGACCAGGAGACAAGCCUUUAGCUUCAGAUACUAUCCAAUUUGGAGGUGGCUGGGCCCUGGUUCGGCACAAAAAGCUAUUUUGUGAGAGAGGGUGCGGAGUGUCGGAGAGGUUGAGAUGAAGGCCUCAAAUCUCAGGAGGGCAGUGUGAGGCUCAGUCGCCCUGCAGCUUUCCUUCUAUACAUACGCGAAGAUAUCAUUUAAGCGGCCCCGGCAAAAACUUAGAAAAUAAAAUAAAGGCGAGAGGAUGUCUCCCACGUUCAUAUCUGAUGUGUUCACUUGAGGUACAUACACACGCUUUUGUGGGUAGCGCAUAAUGUACUUUUCAGUCGGCCAUUUCUAUGAGCUCAGUGAGAUGUGUCACCCAAGUACCGAGUGACGUGAUUUGGGUCCGGGUACAAACGUCUUUGUCGUGACGGUUGAGUGAGAAAAGGGUAUAUUAUUGAGGCGAUAUUGUUUAAGCGAGAGCGGAGAAAUCACAUGUUCCUCACUGGAAAUUAAACUUCCCUCUCUCGCCAGACUCUGUCUUCAAUAAUAUAAAGAUAUGACGGAAUUGCAGAUUCGAGAGUUUGUCUGAAUCUGAGGGUUCUGCUAUGACUUCACUCACUGUUCUUGCACUACACUG